Pieris napi is the source of this 841-nucleotide messenger RNA. RefSeq lists its product as uncharacterized. The transcript is spliced from 6 exons. The record is from RefSeq and is a predicted model, not a curated record. NCBI's taxonomy places the organism in Eukaryota, Metazoa, Arthropoda, Insecta, Lepidoptera, Pieridae. The coding region runs from base 134 to 505 and encodes 123 amino acids.
GAAUUUUGAUGUCUCGCUUCCCCUUCGCCUUCUGACACAGCCUCAGUUGGGGCUCAGACGUCUUUUGGGCGACCACGUCAAUCUUCAUUUUAUUUUGCGUCUCAUAUCGUGCAAGCUCAAAAGGCAAGGCAGCAUGUGGCGCCAACUUUGCCUUUUGGCGCUGGUUAUAACCGUUCUGUGUGCUUCGGACCAUAAUCGAGAGGAUCGUCAGCCGCGUUCAGCCGACCCUUUCUGGAUCAGCGGUCGUUAUGGACGCUCCCUUCGUGGACCGGCUGAAGCUGUGACGAAUAACAGGGUGGUCCGUCACGCAGAGGAAGAUGAAGACCAACAGAAAAGUAAUAGGUUCUUCUUGACGAAUCGUUACGGGAAGAGAGCUGGGCCGUUGAGUGACAGAUUGGCCAACCGAAUGAACGAUCGCUUCGGGGACAGGUGGAAAAAACAAAUUGUAUGCGACUGCGUUCCCAGAGAGCAUUAUAAAAGGAGCGUGUUCAGAGUAUCAGCAUAGACCACAGGCUAAAAUUAUAUUAUCAAAUAAUUAAUAAUACUUAAACCUCCAAAUUUUACCUAUUUAACACAAAACAAAACUUUAUCUGUUUGUAUAAAAACUAGGCUGGAGUUUUCAUACAAGCCGAAAAAAAUUCAUGAAUUACUGACAUUAAAAAACUCAAGCAAAUUAAAAGUAAUGUUGAAGAUUCAAUAAAAUAAAACCAGACAUAAGUUUGUCCCACCCCACUAAGGGAUUAGAAAAUAUUUCAGUGGUUCCCCCUUUUUUAUUUGUAUACAAAGCACUUUUAGCAUUAAAUAUUUUAAUUUAUAUCUAAAACAUAGAUUAAUGAUUAAA